AGGUUUCCAGUUGGCGUCGUUGGGGCGCCACAUUAUUUUGGCGGUUGAAAUCAGUUGCACGCGGCUGUGGCUGAUGUUAAGAGGUCGUGUUAACGUGUUUUGUUGAAUUUUCACUGUUGAUUAGCAACAAUUAACAGGUAAAGAUUGAGAAAAAGAAACAGGGAGUGAGUGAGUCAUAGUGAUAUAGUGAUGGAGUUGCAUACACCACAGAGGGAUACACGAGGUCCUGAGGACGCGGGUCCCAGGAGUCCACCUAUGUGCGACACAAUGCUCUACCCCUGGAACUGGGGUGAGGAAGCGAGAAAUGUUAAUUUAAGCCCUGGAAGUUCCUGCUCAUCUCCUGAAUACAGGGAGCAUGGGGCUGGGGGUUUGAGGGGUAGUGGGAUGAGGUCAGGUGGAUCAGAGAGUCAUCGUCGAGGACGACCAAGGGCUGAUGCCCUCACUAAUCUCAUGAAACAGGGCAGCACAUCCCCCAGUAGCAUCAAAUGCACAUUCUGCAAUCGGGUUUUUCCCAGGGAGAAGAGUCUCCAGGCACAUCUCCGUACUCAUACAGGUGAACGUCCAUACCCCUGCGACUACCCAGGUUGCACAAAAGCCUUCACCCAAUCAGGUCAGCUGAAAACCCAUCAACGACUGCACACAGGUGAAAAGCCCUUCCUGUGCACCGAACCCGGUUGCGAGAUGAGAUUCACCCACGCCAACCGACACUGUCCAGACCAUCCCUACGCAACCCUGACUCGUUCUGACGAUUUCGUCCUGAAACCAGUGUCCGGCAACACCGAUCUACCCCACGACGUAACACGAUGGUUGGAGCGUUACAAAAUGGCACGUGAAAGAGAGGACAGAACGCCCACAGGUAAAGAUAGAAAGAAAAAGCCCUGGAAGACAAAUUCAGAAAACAAGAAGAUAAAAUCACGAAAGGGUCUGAUGAUGGAUGGAGCUGGGGGUCAGGAGAAUCUCGUGAGAAAGCCAGCUAAUCAGAGGCUCUACUGCAACGAGAGUCAGAGCAGUCAGGAGGAGAGUCAGGACGACGAAGAUCCAGCAGAAGCCUGCUCUGUGCUCCAGCACUCUGAGGAUGAGGAGCCCUCGACAAAACUUCCAGUUACACCUUUGAGAAGACCCCUGGACAGGCUGCAACCGAAGAAACGUUGGUUGAGAGAAGCAUGCCUGGAGCAACAGCUUGCGAAACCACUGAGAUGGGACUGCACCAGAGCAAAUGAUCCUCAGAGCAACAACGACAAUACUGACAAUAUUGAUAAUUCUGAAGAGCAUAAUCUUAGCAUGGGACUCUUCAAUUCCAGAUUCACUGUCCGGGAUUUAUCUCAUCAUAUUGAAUUUAGUGGUGAUAAUGCACUCGAGGGCUACAACAAUCCAACGAAAAUUGACUGGGAUAAUUGUAUUCUUUCUCAUAAACAACCCGAGGUCUCUCCUGAUUCUCAAGCAGAUGAAAAUGAUAAAUCUCAUCAGUGUGCAGAAUUGAAUACUGAGUGGACUGCAGCAUGCAAUCUGCCUGCUAGUAAUUCAGGGAACUCUGAGGAACUUUUGGAAAUGUUGAAGCCAGUGAGACAGGUGGAGAAUGAGCUCAGGCCAACUGUUCUCAUGUUAGCAGGCUCAAGCAACACCACAGAGCCCAUGAGGAGCAUCCAGAGGAGCCCGGAGGAAACGAAAGUUAAAGUUGUCGUUGUGAGACAGGAUGAGGAGCAGUUGACACUUCCACCUCCGGAGGACAAUAAGAAGUGGCUAGGGGCCCUGGCACUCAUGGAACUCGCCAAGAAUCAGGAGGAAGCUGCCAAGGCACUUGGAUAUGGGAAGGGCCCUGACCAGUACAGCAUUCAUCCCAGUUUUGAUUAUACUCAUAUUUAGACUGUGAUUUUUCAUUAAUUCAUUUUUUGUCAGUUUUUUCCUCUUCCUGUUCAUGUUCCUUCCCAUCUCUUUCGUCUUCUGCAGGGUUGUAAGUUUUAAUUAUUAAGUUUGUAUACGGUUUAAAUUCAAUUUGACUUCCUUUGCUGUUACUUGACAAUAUUCAACAUUUCUUUUUUUUUUGCGGGAGGAAAUUUAGUAGUGGAUCAAUUGUUACUGAAAAUGGGGCAGAAUGGAUAAUUUAGAGUUGUAUUUAGACACUCCGUGAAUUUAUUUCUGGAUUGAUUGUUAAACAUCGAUUACUGGUUUCAAAAUUUAUUGUUUUUGAACCUAUGCACAGAAAUUUAAUGAGACAAACGAUAAGAAAAAAUAUUUUCACUUCAAUUGGAUAUCAUUUUCAGAAUGUCUCAGUCCUAGUAAUUGAUUUCGAGUUACAUCGAGGGUAAGCUGUGCUUAUCAUCAGAAAGAAAUAUUUCAACAUUCCAUUUUGGCCCAAUUUCUUCCGCAGACAGGUCGAUGAUUUUGGUGGUGGUAAUAGAAAAAUGAUUAUCAUUAGAUAUUUGGGCAUUUGAUUAAUUCGAGGAUGAGUCCUUUUAAUGAAAAAUAUCUGCAAGUGUCGAGGGAGUUCCUCUGUAGCUGAAUAAAUUACCAACAGAAGAGGUCUCUUGACUUACAUCGCAGAACAAAUUGUUAAAAAAAUUUGCCUUAUGUUAUGCUCCAUGAAUCCACUACUGAAUUCGUUGCUGAUUCAAUCCUCUAGAAAUCGAAUUGAUAAUCAGCUGUUUGACAUUAUUCCCGUUUCACCACCAUUUUUUAUUGUUUGAAAAACGUCAAGAUCAUCUCAAUCUUAAAUUUGUACUGGAGGACGUAGAGAUAACGAAACAAGAGUAUAAUGUACUUUCAAUUGUGACACAGAUUGCCCGAUACUUUCAGUGGUAUAUGCGAAAUACAAUUGUCAAACUCAAUUGUUCCAGAUGAGAAAACUGUGUGAUAAUAGUAACGAUAUGUUUAAGGACAAGAAUGUUGAGAAAGAAUCAAUAUUUAUGCCAUGUGUUUAAAUAAUAUUAUGUUUCAUGUAAGGAUGUUUGAUUAUUCAUCCUGGAGUAAUUGCCGUUUCUUCAUUCUGUCUCAUCAA
Messenger RNA from Fopius arisanus, 2995 nucleotides. RefSeq names its product asparagine-rich zinc finger protein AZF1-like. The coding region runs from base 190 to 1863 and encodes 557 amino acids. NCBI's taxonomy places the organism in Eukaryota, Metazoa, Arthropoda, Insecta, Hymenoptera, Braconidae. Gene Ontology annotation, cellular component: nucleus. The transcript is spliced from 2 exons. The record is from RefSeq and is a predicted model, not a curated record. Gene Ontology annotation, biological process: regulation of transcription by RNA polymerase II. Gene Ontology annotation, molecular function: DNA-binding transcription factor activity, RNA polymerase II-specific; RNA polymerase II cis-regulatory region sequence-specific DNA binding.